Messenger RNA from Myiozetetes cayanensis, 3083 nucleotides. RefSeq names its product dopachrome tautomerase (gene DCT). The record is from RefSeq and is a predicted model, not a curated record. Gene Ontology annotation, biological process: ventricular zone neuroblast division; developmental pigmentation; positive regulation of neuroblast proliferation. Gene Ontology annotation, molecular function: dopachrome isomerase activity; oxidoreductase activity. NCBI's taxonomy places the organism in Eukaryota, Metazoa, Chordata, Aves, Passeriformes, Tyrannidae. Gene Ontology annotation, cellular component: melanosome. The transcript is spliced from 8 exons. Bases 456 to 2018 code for a protein of 520 amino acids.
CCCAACUAAAACAAGACUGUCAAUUUCUCAAAGCUCGUAAAAGACUUGGCAAAAUAAAUCUGAGGCAUUCAUUCUCCUGACAAGCUGCCAGAGUCUGCAGAACUUACUUUCACACUGGCAUCUUUUCUGCCCUUGAUGUCAUGUGCAAAACACGAGGAUUUAUGCUGUGCUAAUCCCUCUAAUGAGGGCUUCUCACAGCUUCUAUAUAAACCCUGCUCAAAGCUGUGGCUGCUCGGCAGGCACCACAGAGUCAAAGCACCUUUUGAACUGCAUUCAAGGCAAUUAAGAGACUGGGAUUAAGCAAACACCCAACACCAGCAUCCUCAGGAGUGAGAGGGAUUACCCUGGUUGGCCAGGGCACGUUGCUGUAGCAAGGCCAGGUUGUCCCACGGCAGAGAUAUCCCUGCUCCGCUCACUCAGGUCCAGUGGAAAGGCAGAACCUGCAUCCAGCUGUAAUGGGCAUCCUGAGGUGGCUGUUCUGGGCUGGGCUGGGCUACUUGAGCUGCUGCUGUCCCGCACAGGCACAGUUUCCUCGUGUCUGCAUGACGGUGGAAGCCCUUCGCUUGAAGCGCUGCUGCCCAGCCUUGGGGACGGAGCCAAGAAACAUCUGCGGGUCCCUGCAGGGCAGGGGACGGUGUGAAGGGGUGCAGGCAGACACUCAGCCCUGGAGUGGCCCCUACACCCUUCAAAAUGUGGAUGACCGGGAACGGUGGCCCCUGAAGUUCUUCAAUCAUAGCUGUCGGUGCACAGGAAACUUUGCUGGCUACAACUGUGGUGACUGCAAGUUUGGCUGGACUGGCCCUGAAUGCAACACGAGGAAGCCAGCAGUUGUCAGGAAGGAUGUCCACUCCCUGACAGCAGAGGAGAGAGAGCAGUUCUUCGAUGCUCUAGACCGUGCAAAGACAACCAUUCACCCGGACUACGUCAUUGCAACUCAGCACUGGAGAAGUCUGCUUGGUCCAACCGGAGAGGAACCGCAAAUUGCCAACUGUAGUAUUUAUAACUACUUUGUUUGGCUUCAUUACUACUCAGUCAGAGACACGCUAAUGGGUCCUGGCCGCCCCUUCAAAGGUAUUGAUUUCUCCCAUCAAGGACCUGCCUUUGUCACCUGGCAUAGGUACCAUUUGCUGUUGCUGGAGAGAGACCUGCAGCGACUGACGGGCAACGACUCCUUUGCGCUGCCCUACUGGAACUUCGCCACGGGUAGAAAUGAGUGUGACAUCUGCACGGACCAGCUCUUUGGAGCAUCGCGGCCUGAUGACCCAGGGCUGAUCAACCAGAGCUCCAGGUUCUCCCGCUGGCAAGUGAUUUGUAACAGCUUGGACGACUACAACCGCCUGGUCACGCUGUGCAAUGGGACUGAUGAAGGGCCACUGCGGCGGAGGCUGCCCAGGGGCUCCAGUGAGCAGCUGCCCACCGCGGAGGAUGUCAGGAAGUGCCUCUCCCUGCAGGAGUUCGACAGGCCCCCCUUCUUCCGCAAUUCCAGUUUCAGCUUCAGGAAUGCGCUGGAGGGCUUCGAUAAACCAGAUGGAGCCCUGAACUCGUCAAUGCUGAGCCUUCAUAACUUGGCUCACUCCUUCCUGAAUGGGACCAGUGCUCUUCCUCAUGCAGCUGCCAAUGAUCCCAUCUUUGUGGUUCUUCACUCUUUUACUGAUGCCAUCUUUGAUGAGUGGAUGAAGCGUUUUAAGCCCCAUGAAAAUGCCUGGCCUGACGAGCUGGCCCCGAUCGGUCACAACCGACUGUACAACAUGGUCCCAUUUUUCCCUCCUGUGACCAACGAUGAGCUCUUCCAGACUGCGGAGCAGCUUGGCUACACCUAUGCCAUUGACCUGCCAGGUUCCCUUGAAGAAACCCAAGCCUGGGCUAUCAUGGUUGGAUCUACAAUUGGAGGAGCACUUCUAGCUCUGAUGGUGCUUGUACUGCUGCUUGUGCUUUUCCAGCACCGAAGGCAGAGAAGAGGUUUUGAACCACUGAUGAAUGUGAGCUUCAGCCCCAAAAAGUACAUGGGAGAGGCCUAGUACCCUCGCUCUGUGUCUUUGCUCUUUCUUUUAGCAAGUGACCUUGAUUGACUUACUGAGAUCUUAGCUGAGACUUUAUCACACACCUCUUUGGCAGCUGACUAAAUUGUUCUCAUUCAGGUUAUUCUCUUUAUCUUGUGAAUUGUAAUGUGUGAAGUCUCUGGGUACAUAAGAGCAAGGCCCAAGACAAGCUAGAUUUUUCUCACUACUAAAUGUUAUUUGGAGUGUGUGACAAUUGUAAGUCCUCCUCUAUAGAUUUAGAUCAAGACAGCUAAGAAUCGAAAUAGCAGAAACCAACUUGAAUAACCAAGAUAAUUUUUCACCUCAAUGUGUUCUUGAUUUCAUUUAGGAGCAUUAAGAUGUGCUGAAAGUUAUUAACUCUACAUAUAUAUUUGAAUAACAUUAUUUUACAGUUAUCAAUAAAUAUCCUGAAUAACAUAGUCUUUUUUUAAGGUUUAAAAUGUUUCAUUAUUUCAUGCUGUUUGACAAAAUAAUAUAGGAACCCCCUGAUUACAGUUUAUUUCAGAAACAUGAUCAAUUCUAUAUGUUAUUUCCAAUCAAGCUGAUGUUAACCAUAGGUAAAGUCUGAAACUCAAACUCUCCUAAAAUUUAAGAGCAGGAGUUCCCUGACACCUGGGAAUGCACUUGUGUUUUAUCUCUGUGAGGGACCUGGGACACAAGUUGAAAGUGCUCAUCUUUCUUGUCUCUGAUGCAGUGUUUCAUGAAUCUAGACUUAAAUUUCCAAAGUCUGGGACCCAGGACUCAAGGUAAUAAAACUAAGAUAGCUUGAGUUACCCAGCUCUGCAGGUGAGGAAUCAGGUUUGGAUGUGGCACUCACUUAGACCCCAUCUUAAACGUUCCAUUAUACAUUCCCUAUAUUCCUUCAUUUAGACACAGAUUUGAAACACAUUUGGGUGGUUUUCUUAUGUUAUCUUGAGACAGGUUUUUUUGUACAACAAACAAAGUCCUGGACAGACUGUGUCAGCUUUGGUGCUUCAUAUAUUACGUUAAUGGAGUGCUCAGACUUUUUGUAUUGUGGAGUUCUGAGUCUUACAAAAUGCUUUG